Messenger RNA from Doryrhamphus excisus (bluestripe pipefish), 1904 nucleotides. It is a transcript of the gene desi1a, whose product is annotated as desumoylating isopeptidase 1a. Gene Ontology annotation, molecular function: peptidase activity. Lineage: Eukaryota; Metazoa; Chordata; Actinopteri; Syngnathiformes; Syngnathidae. The record is from RefSeq and is a predicted model, not a curated record. Gene Ontology annotation, biological process: protein modification by small protein removal.
UUUUACGUAAUGACAUCAUCGCUAAAGGCCCUCCUUGUCAGCUGUGACUCGAAGGUUUUUUCAUAAUCGCUUAUAAACAUUAAUAUUCCAGAAGGAGGCCACACCAUGGAGAGCAAUUCUACACGAUAUAAUGUUCAAUUGUAUAUUUAUGAUUUAUCACGGGGAAUGGCACGUAAUCUCAGCCCUAUCAUGCUAGGAAAACAACUGGACGGUAUAUGGCACACAGCCAUAGUGGCAUACGGGGAUGAGUUCUUCUUUGGAGGGGAAGGGAUCUCCAGCUGUUCGCCUGGUGGAACAAUGCUGGGACCCCCUGACACAGUUGUGGAACUUGGUGAGACCGAAGUCUCGGAGGAGAUCUUCAUGGAGUAUCUCUCAUCUUUGGGAGAAAGCACUUACAGAGGUGACAGGUAUCGACUGUUUGAGCACAACUGCAACACGUUCACCAACGAGGUGGCUCAAUUCCUGACAGGCACGCCCAUCCCUUCCUACAUCACUGACCUCCCGUCUGAAGUCCUCGCCACACCGUUUGGCCAGAUAUUGCGACCCAUUCUGGACUCCAUCCACAUCGCCCCGCCGGGAGGCAACGUCAUCAACGGAGGGAGAAACAUCUAAAACACAGAGAGAGAGAGAGAGAGAGAGAGAGAGAGCAACGAACACAUAGGCUCAAUUCCAUUGGAGUCGGUCAGCAAGUGGUCUCAAAUAAAGAUCCCGUGCCCGUUUUUAACGACGACACCCGGUGCCAUAUGUCUUCGGACGAUAAGAUGAUAAGAGUAUGUAUGUUUCACGACGUUUACUUCACCAAGGUGCACCCGCACAAUCCAAUCCAAUGCAAGAGAAUUCUGCCUUUACAAGCUUAAUGCGUAUUAUUAUGGUAGUACGUGCGGUGGUGUACUGCAUCAUACAUUAACAGUACCUGUAUCGGUUUGUAUAGUUAAUAUACAAUUUGAAUUCAAGUACAAAAUAUCAUUCAGAGUUACACUUGCUGCUGACGACAAUGGAAGACAUUUAUUUCAGAGACAUCUUUAAUAUAUAUCUUUAUUAAUAUAUUGUUUUAGCAACAAGAACCUUUUCAUGUCCGUACCACUUAUAUUAUAUUUCCUGAUUAGUCCCCCUCCAUCACUCGUCCUUUUGUACCGUUUCAACCCAACAUUUGUCGCCUUCUUUUACCUUUCUACAACAUGACCAUUCCAUUUGCCGAACUGUUGUUUACAACGUAAGUCACACCACAGCAGGAUGAACUGGAAACAUCAGCUCGUAACCGCUUACGGUUCAGCGUUUAGUCAUCAGAACCCCUUCUUUCUAUCUUUCUAUACCGGCGUGUGUGUGUGUGUAUGGUACUUCACGUCCGUGCCUUCAUUUCCCUCUGCUUUGCUACUAUAAGACUUGACGUGAAGUCUCGUAACGCUUUCCUCACGUGUAGAUACAGUCACCUAUAAGAAUCCCGGUGCCGAGUCAUCUAAUGCCACUAUACAGAGAAGGCUUGAUUUGUAAAAUAUAUACAAGAAACGGGGGGGGGGGGCGAGGAUGCGUUCGGACGUCAUUGUGUAAUCAAACUGAAGGACGAAAGAAGCACAGAACCGGCAUUGAUUCUUAACUCCACCUUGCAGGCAGCCAUCGACAUUUUUGCACUCAAUAGCAAUUUAUUUAUUUUAAUCUCUCAUGCACUGAAAUAAUAUCAAAACAUGAUAUUUUGUGACUUCCCCUUUCAGUCAAUUAACCUUCCAUAUAUAUAUAUAUAUAAUUUGACACGGUAACCACACCCAUGAAGUGUACCGGUGAGCAAAUCUUCAUUUCAUCACUAGCUUCCUCAUAUCCUUUCCCACACGAGAUGUAGUUAUCAUAUUGUUAAUAUUGUUGUGUAUGUUUUUGUAAUUUGACCAACACAUAAAGCCAUUCAUUGAUUA